GGCCCGGGGCUGAGCAGCAGUCAGAUCCCGGGAUGGAGGGAGCCGGAGAAGAGGAGUGAGGAGGCCGGGCAGGCAGGGCCUGCUGCCCUCCUGGAGGCCGGCAGCCUGCUGUGGCAGUGGAGGACUAGGCCGCCCACAAAGGGAAGGGGUCAGGAGGUCGGGCCUCGGCCUUAGCAGGCUCAGACCAGGCCCCAGAAGGGAGCAGCGGGAGUUCAGGGCCCAGGCCUGGCUCGGGUUGUCCAAAGGGGACGUCAGGCAGGCCUCCCAGGCCUCUGGUGGGGAAAACUGAGCCGGAGACAGGCCUGAGAGCCCGGCCCAGACGCCUGGGAGCCAAGUUAGGCAGAGCCGGCCAAGGCCCUAGGGGGUGUCAGAGACUAAUGUGGUAGGGGGCUUCAGGGCCUCCCAGUCCAGAGCCGGAUUGGCGAGUUGGACGCUUGUAGAUCCAAGGUUGGAUUGGGGAGGGGUCGCUGGGAAGUUGGCUAGCAACGCAAGGAUUGGGGGGAUUUAAGUGCUUAGAGAUCGAAGGCAGGUCUUGGGUAGGGGGAGUCAGACAAUCGGAAAGCCUAGGUGGUUAUUUGGGGAGGGGUCGUCGCGCUUAGACGAAGUGCAAAGCAGCUCCUGCUCCGCUGAAGGCCUGAGGCCUUAUCAAGAGAAGCUCCUGUGAAGGGUGGGCUAGACUAAGCCAGGCCAAGAGAAAGAAAGGGAAUAAAUCUGGCCUCGAAGUGGGCGGGGGGCCCCUGAGCGGGGGGUCACAAAGGGUGAGACAUGGCCACCAGGCGUUUAACGGACGCUUUCUUGUUGUUGCGGAAUAAUUCCAUCCAAAACCGGCAGCUGUUAGCCGAGCAAGUGAGUAGUCACACCACCUGCAGCCCUCUGCAUUCACGUAGUAUUGCUGCGCUUGCUGAUGAUCGCAUGGCCCUGGUGUCAGGCAUUAGCUUAGACCCAGAAGCAGCAAUUGGCGUGACAAAGCGGUCACCUCCUAAAUGGGUGGAUGGAGUGGAUGAAAUACAGUACGACGUUGGCCGGGUUAAACAGAAGAUGAAGGAGUUAGCCAGCCUCCAUGACCAGCACUUAAACAGACCCACCCUGGAUGACAGCAGGGAGCAGGAACACGCCAUCGAAAUAACCACCCAAGAGAUCACGCAGCUCUUCCACAGGUGCCAGCGUGCAGUGCAGGCACUGCCCAGCCAGGCCCGCAGGGCCUGCUCGGAGCAGGAAGAGCGGCUCCUUCGCAACGUGGUGGGCUCCCUGGCGCAGGCUCUGCAGGAGCUGUCCACCAGCUUCCGGCGCGCGCAGUCGGGCUACCUCAAGCGCCUGAAGAAUCGAGAGGAAAGAUCCCAGCAUUUUUUUGAUACAUCAGUACCACUGAUGGACGAUGGAGACGAUAAUACUCUUUAUGAUCGGGGCUUCCCAGAUGACCGGCUAGUGCUGGUGGGGCAGAGCACGCUGGUGGUGGAAGAGCGGGAGCGGGAGAUUGGCCGGAUCGUGCAGUCUAUUUCUGACCUGAACGAGAUAUUUAGGGACCUAGGGGCCAUGAUUGUGGAACAGGGUACCGUCCUUGAUAGAAUCGACUAUAAUGUGGAACAGUCCUGUAUCAAAACUGAAGACGGCUUGAAACAGCUUCACAAGGCAGAGCGGUAUCAAAAGAAGAAUCGGAAGAUGCUUGUGAUUUUAAUAUUAUUUGUCCUCGUCGCUGUCCUCAUUGUUGUCCUCGUCGGCGUGAAGUCGCACUGAGCAGCGUUGGGUCGGUGUGUGAGGCCCGCGCGGACCCGGCUGCGCGGGCCCGGCGCCCGCGGGUUCCUGCGGAGGUGCGGCCCCGGGCCCGGCGGGGCCGCGAGCAUCUCCACGGACUCCUCCGCGCAGCCGUGCUCACGCGCGGGGAAGGGGCUUCUGCUUUUCCUUCACUGUCAGCGCUUGAAGGACCCUGGACGCUGCUGCAGAUGAGAGAUGGGUUCUCUCUUCAGUUAUGAUAUAUUUUGUUUUAGACAGAGAAAACGGGUUGAAGGUUUACAGGCCUCCUCAAGCUGUUCAAUAUAGUAUAUAUCUGUAUAUGCUAUUUUUUUUAGCAGUCAUGUCUGAGCAGCAUGUUAAAAUAACUUUUGGAAAAAUUUUUUUUAAACCGUCUGGUUUUUAAGAAAUUUGGUACCAAAAAUUUAUGAGUAAAGGCAAAAAUGCCUCUUCAUUUUUCUCUAUAUAUUUUCCAGUUGAAAACAAACUGAGAAGUCCUUUAAGAAUUUAUCAUCCAUUCCCCCGUUAACUUAAUUUAGCUUUUCCAUCGCUGUUAAUGAUCAGAGUAACAAAGUGUGAAAAAUAAGAAACCAUCAUUGACGUUAAUUAACACAUUUUUAGAUGGGCCAGUUAAAGCAGCUUUAUAAGUUUAAAUUAAUUAUAAAUGGAGUAUUCCUCAUCUAAAAUUUGUGCAUGGCAUGUUUUCCUGUAACCAAAAGGGGUUACUAAGCGAAACCACCUAAGUUUAAAAGUUGGUGAUUUGAAACACCCUCACGUUGAGAGGAAGCUCGGUGGUGUUGUGAAAGUCACCAGAGCAGCCGGUGUGUCUCUGCGCUGGUCCCCCGCCGGCCUCGCUCGGCCCAUUGCUUAUGCGCUCGCUACUUAAUGACCCGUUCAGACCAGACACCACUUAAUGAACUGUGAAUUUACACAGAGGCCACUCUAAAUGGGUCACCCCAUAUAGGAUUAGUGGGUCUCAAAUUAUUAACCAAACAUCGCUCCAUCUCACAGUAAAAUAUUCCACCGGUGGUUUGAUUUAUCGGCCCUUCCAGUGCCACUCACCAUGCCCAGAAAGUAGGCAUAUUCUUGCAGUUUGUGAAAACCUCGGCUAGAAGAGCCCCUCGUUUGUGUGAGCGUGAAUCAGAUCGCCAAAGUAGGACUUUGUUGUUUACUUACUUAUUAUCACUAUGGUGCUUGAAUAUAUCCCUGGACCUGUGGAAUAGUGUGGACAGUGAUGACAG
Messenger RNA from Kogia breviceps (pygmy sperm whale), 2969 nucleotides. RefSeq names its product syntaxin 16 (gene STX16). Gene Ontology annotation, molecular function: SNARE binding; SNAP receptor activity. Gene Ontology annotation, biological process: vesicle fusion; intracellular protein transport; vesicle-mediated transport. Gene Ontology annotation, cellular component: endomembrane system; membrane; SNARE complex. The record is from RefSeq and is a predicted model, not a curated record. Lineage: Eukaryota; Metazoa; Chordata; Mammalia; Artiodactyla; Physeteridae.